Molecule: messenger RNA, 548 nt
Organism: Racocetra fulgida
Lineage: Eukaryota; Fungi; Glomeromycota; Glomeromycetes; Diversisporales; Gigasporaceae
Source: the annotation of a GenBank genome assembly
AUGAAGGAGACUGCCAAAGCAUUUCUUGGUACAAAAGUUACAAAUGCAGUUAUUACAGUUCCUGCAUGUUUCAAUAAUUCACAACGUCAAGCCACGAAAGAUGCUGGUACGAUUGCUGGAUUAAAUGUUCUCCGUAUCAUUAACGAAUCUACGGCCGCGGCUAUCGCUUACGGUUUAGAUAAGAAGACUACUGGUAAACGAAAUGUGUUGAUUUUUGAUUUAGGUGGCGGUCUUUUUAAUGUGUCUCUUUUAAACAUUGAAGAGCAAAUAUUCGAAGUCAAAGCUAUUGCAGGUGAUGGACACCUUGGUGGUGAAGACUUUGACAAUCGUCUUGUUAAUCACUUUGUUCAUCAAUUUAAGCGAAAAUUCAAGAAGGAUCUUACUAAAAAUGCUCGAGCUUUACGUCGUCUACGAACUGUUUGUGAACGUGCAAAGCGUGCUUUAUCUGCAUCAUCUCAAACUUCAAUAGAAAUAGAUUCACUUUUCGAGGGUAUCGACUUUUACACUUCCUUAACUCGUGCUCGAUUUGAAGAACUAAAUCAAGAUUU